GAUUAAAAAAGGUGGGUUCUUUUUUCUCUUUUCAAGAUGAAAUAAGAACCGGUCAUGGGCCUAUCAAAAUCUUGAUGAGUGCGUCAGAACGGCGUCGUUCUGUCUUUCUAAGUCAUCCAAUACUUUGAGGCGUGUGAAAAGGGGGUGUAGAAUCUAAAAUACCAUCAUCAGGAUUCAGGAUGCUAUCAAGAGAGGAGUUGCUACAUCUAUUCGAUCGAUUCUCUGCUCUCAUCUCUCAGCCUGAUGUCAAGAAACGUAUUGCAGAUGCUGUCAACGAUAAUCAGGAAGCUGUAGCUGUGACUACCACAAUCCAGGAGGAAAUACUUAAAGAGAUGGGAGUUGAUCCAGCAUAUGGCCUUGCUUGCUUGGGGAAAAUAAACAUGGACUAUGAAAAUGAUCAAGAUUUGAUGGUUUGCUUUUACAGCUUCGUAGCAAAGGAAGAGAUGGCAUGUGAAGAAGCCGAGCUUGGGCCAGAUGAAUAUUGUGAGAGAUUGGAAAUGCAACACAAGUUACAACAACAGCAACUGGAGAUGUUGAAAGAGAUGCGUAAUUAUGGUGUCGAUGAUCAGUCUGCUAUCUUAGACAUGCUGCGACAGCAGAUGGAGAAAGAAGAUUUUGAAAGCGAAUCGUCAUUGUUGGCGGUGGACCGAAUCCAAGACAUUGUUCAAAAUAGAGUGUAGUAGAGGGUUGUGGUUGUGAAGAGACCUUAAUGGAAAUAUUAUUAUGUAAAAACCCUUUUCUUUGGAAUUAAACAAGUAUCAAAAUGUUUGGAUGUUGA
Messenger RNA from Cynara cardunculus var. scolymus (artichoke), 778 nucleotides. RefSeq lists its product as uncharacterized. The coding region runs from base 180 to 680 and encodes 166 amino acids. NCBI's taxonomy places the organism in Eukaryota, Viridiplantae, Streptophyta, Magnoliopsida, Asterales, Asteraceae. The transcript is spliced from 7 exons. The record is from RefSeq and is a predicted model, not a curated record.